CCCUAGGGACAUGUCGGGCAAAAAUCCCUCCACCCGGGCCUUAAUUGAAUAAUCUUUUGAAAAACGAUCGAAGCCCCAUCUCUUCGAUGGGACAAUAUCAUAUCCCGGAGUUGUCCGAACCUCAGAGAACUGAAGAUUAGUGAAAUGCAAAAAAAGUAAUCAAAAGAAAUCAAAAAUAGGGCGAGAACUGCCGGGUGUGUCUAAUUAAAAAAUUGGGUGCUAAAUACGAUAUGAAUGAGAUUCUAGUGAAUUUUACUGGAUGAAAAUCAUGGAAAUUAAGGCAGUGGUUUUAUUUGUGAUCGUCCUGAUCAAUUUGGGAACAUCCAGGGCAAUUUAUAAUGACUCCUUUGAUGAGGAGUUGCUCCUGAAACCUCUGGCAUCAGGACAUGUUUACGCGUAUUUUCAGUUCACUACUCUUUGGAGGGUUCAGAGAGAUUCCAAACAAUUGCAGCAUUCCCAUCUCUUCCCAAGAGGACUGAGUGUGUUAAUUGACAGGCAUCAUGUACAAGAGCUGCACAUCAGCCUGACUGAUGGGCUCUGGAGGUACAGGAAAUGGGGCUAUCCUGUGGUGGAUGCAGGACCUGGGGCUGACAUCUACGCUUGGUUCCAGUCAGAAGUCCAGGAUGUGGAUAAGGAAUGGAAAGCCCUGAUGAAUGCGCUGUCAGGACUGCUUUGUGCCUCCCUGAACUUCGUGGACGCCUCCAACAGUAUGUCCCCAGAGUUCAGCUUUCGUCCAAUGGGUGUUGUAGAAAAAUUCCCCAACUCCAGUCACCUCAGAUAUGCAUCCCUCCCGAGGGAGAUCGUCUGCACGGAAAACCUCACCCCCUUCAAGAAGCUCCUACCCUGCGACUCAAAAAAAGGUCUGGCAACUCUCCUAAACUCUGCGUACAUCCACAACACGAAUUACCACUCCAUCGGUAUUCACUUUCGGUCAGUCUGUGCGAAUGCCGGUUGUACCCUGUCAUCCUUGGAAUUGAGACAGUCCAUUUCUCUGGUUUAUGACACAAUGAUCGAGGGAAAUCAGGACUGGUCCCUCAGAAAACUAUUUGGCAUGGGCCUCAUGGGGGUAUGCCCUUUGGCCACCCUCAGCAAUAUUUACGUUGACACCAGCACGAACAACAGCAUCCACACGUACAGAUUGACACCGAAUCCCAGUGCAACUAUUUUGAGUCUCCGAGGGGGACAGAAAGCUGAAGUAGCUGUUUAUGAUAAUAGGGCAUUCACCAGUCGUGGGGCUUUCAAUGUCGCUGCUGUUCACUCAAAACAGAGGACUGGAGGCGUCGAGUUCCCCUCGAUACUCUCUGCUAAUCGAUAUAUCGUUGCGUAUGGCCAAGAAAAAGCGACCUUGAUAACGAAAUUAUACAACAACCACUGGCAGACUAUCAACGUUGUGUUGCUGGAGAAUAUUCCCUGGUAUUUGUCUAUGUACUUACACUCCAUGAGGAUUGAACGAAAUGGAGAGACCGUCAAACCUCUGGCUCUCAGGUAUUCCCCUGGGAGGGAGAGAGUCCAGCCUUAUUAUCUGGAACUAGUUCUACGUCUUCCCCCACAUUCUGUUACCAAGUUUUCCAUUGAAAUGGAUUAUCUAUUUCUGAAGUGGCAGGAGUAUCCUCCGGAUGCUAAUCAUGGAUUUUAUAUGGGACCUGCGGUUAUCACUGCCGUCCUCCCAACAGCCAGGAACUACACUGGAUUACCUAUUGAUGGGAGUACAAUUACUUCUAGUUUCAACGCGUCGAGGGCCGGUUACCUCGUUCAAAUUCGCACAGAGACAAUCCUGAUAAGUUUGCCAACCCCCGACUUCAGCAUGCCAUACAAUGUUAUCUGUCUAGCAUCUACGACAGUGGCACUGGC
This is a messenger RNA of Fopius arisanus, 1851 nucleotides long. RefSeq names its product phosphatidylinositol glycan anchor biosynthesis class T (gene PIG-T). The record is from RefSeq and is a predicted model, not a curated record. Gene Ontology annotation, cellular component: GPI-anchor transamidase complex. Lineage: Eukaryota; Metazoa; Arthropoda; Insecta; Hymenoptera; Braconidae. Gene Ontology annotation, biological process: attachment of GPI anchor to protein.